AUUUGUUUGUACUAUUCAUCGAAGUGCUUUGGUAUGUACGGAUUAAUGCAUUGCUUUUGUAGGCUAGUAUAUGUGGACUCAUCUAUUUACUGAAACUAGCUUGAGAGACUUUUUGUUUGAGUUCGACUAAUUAGAGACACUUUGGGGAGAAACUUUUAAAACAACUAUACAAUGUGUAUUUGAAAUGUUUCUUGUAUGUCCUUUAUUUUUGUAGUUUUUGUUGUUGUUGAGGAGUAAAUAAAUGUUAAAAACACAUCUGUAUGAGUACAUCAGCCGUCCUAGUUACAUUCCUGAUGAGAAGACUCUGUGUAAUUAUUGUGACUUCAGUGAAGGAUACGCCCCAUUUUCUGUAUCUGAUUCUGAUUAUUGGACUGAAUUUCUUUACUUUCAGGACUUCCAGAAAGAAAAUGAAGAAAUUAUUGGCUUUACUCUCCUUCUGUCACGUUGCAUCUCCAGUGAAACACUCCUUGCUGUAUUUCCUCACGGCAACUUCUGGAGUCCCAGACUUCCCACAGUUUAUGGGUUCUGCACUGGUUGAUGAUUUUCAGGUGGGUUACUAUGACAGCAACAUCAAAAUGGCUGAAACCAAACAGGACUGGAGAAAGUUCAUGAAAGACAACCCAGAACACCUGGAGUUUUACAUUAAUGAGUGCUAUAACAACCAGCACUUCUUCAAAGCCACCAUUGACGGUUUAAUGAAACGCUUCAACCAAAGCGGAGGUGUCCACAUCCUACAGAGAAUGAGUGGCUGUGAAUGGGAUGAUGAAACUGGAGAAAUCAGGGGUUUUAAUCAAUAUGGAUACGAUGGUGAAGACUUCAUAGCGCUGGACCUGCAGAUGCUGACAUGGAUCACUCCAAAACCACAGGCGUUCAUCACCAAACUGAGAUGGGACACAGACAAAGCUAGACUACAUAGGAAUCAAUACUACUUCAUCCACCUGUACCCUGACUGGCUGAAGAAGUAUGUGCAGUACGCCAGGAGUUUUCUGCAGAGAACAGAUCUUCCUUCAGUGUCUCUCCUCCAGAAGACUCCCUCCUCUCAGGUCACCUGCCACGCUACAGGUUUCUACCCCGACAGAGCCGACUUUUUCUGGAGGAAAGAUGGAGAGGAGCUUCAUGAGGACGUGGACAAAGGAGAGAUCCUCCCCAACCAUGAUGGAACCUUCCAGAUGAGUGUUGACCUGAACAUCUCAUCAAUCGCUGCUGAAGACUGGAAGAAGUACGACUGUGUGUUUCAGCUGUCUGGUGUCAAAGACGUCAUCAUCACCAAACUGGACAAAUCAGUGAUCAGGACUAACUGGGUUUCUCCAUCAGGGUUUCCUGCUGGUGCUGUCAUUGGAGUAGUUGUAGGUCUGCUGCUGCUGUUGCUCUGCAUCACUGGACUCUUCAUCUGGAGGAAGAAGACUAACGGGUUCAGACCUGCUAACACCUCAGAAUCUGUAGACAGUAACUCAGAUUCCAGCCAAUCACAACUCUCAGGGAAGACUGGAGGAGGAGAGUAAACUUCAGUGAAGUUGGGAUUCUGUCAAAACCGUUUCUUAUCCAUCAUGGAAAACUAUCAGAGGUGUCUGAUUGGUUCUAAGUUCUCCAGCAGAACAAGAAAUAAAGAACAAUCUUCAAUAAACAAGUGUCUUGAGCAAGAACCAGCAAGAAGAACAAGGAACCUGCAUCAUAUGAUGGAGCCUCUACAGAGUCACAAUUACCAGAGACUGAAACAUGAGGACAGAAAUAAGAACAGAGCUGCAACUUUCUCCAUUUCUGCAACUAAUAAAUCUAUAUUAUUGAUAAGCUGCUGAUUAUUAGUGAGUUAAAACAGUUAAUUCACAAACAACUUUUCUUGCUCCAACAUCUGAUCUCAACAACUCAUUCUAAAUGUUAAUAACUCAUAGUUUUACUCACAAUGUAACUGUGGAACAGAAACAACAUAUAGCUGUCACUUUAUGGUCACACAACAUAGAGAAACACUAUAUUCACAGGUACAAGAAAAUAUACAACUCUAAAAUCAAUUUUUGGUUAAAAAAUUUUGUUUAUUUAUAAAAUUUAUUUGAUGAAGAUCAUAACACAGAAGUGUCCAAACUCUUUUUGAAACUUCUCAGCACUAUCGCCUCACAGAUAAAUGAUCCUUGGUUCACAUCCCGGCCUGGGAUCUUCCUGUGUGCAGUUUGCAUGUUCUCUCUGCAUGGGUUUCCUCCAGGUUCUCCAGCUUCCUCCCACAGCCCAAAACCAUGCUGAGGUUAAUUCAUAAUUCUAAAUUGCCCAUAGGUGUGAAUGCAAAUGUGAUUGUUUGUGCCUGUGUAGCCCUGCAAUAGACUGGUGACCUGUCCAGGUGUUCCCUGCUUUCACCCCAAGUAGCUGGGAUAGACUCCAGCCUCCAUCCAUGGAUGGAUGGAUGGAUGGAUGGAUGGAUGGAUGGAUGGAUGGAUGGAUGGAUGGAUGGAUGGAUGGAUGAGGUAGAGGCUCAUCUAUGUUUAAAAUAAUAGUUUCCUUGUGUUCUCUGGUUUGGUUAACUCCUUUUGUAUGACUUUUGUCUAUUGUUUUUCAAAAUGUUUACCUGCAUAUUAAGUGUUUGGAUGUUGUUUGUUCCUGUUUCUUUUUUUUCUUUUUUUUAAUUUAUACAUUUUUUUGCCUUUUGUCUGCUUCCUUGGUUGGAUUUGUUUCUAUGAAGACAGAUCACCUGUUCAUUACCUUUGGCUCACCUAAUAAAGAUUUUUAUUUUCAA
Messenger RNA from Amphiprion ocellaris (clown anemonefish), 2719 nucleotides. Its product is annotated as major histocompatibility complex class I-related gene protein-like. Gene Ontology annotation, cellular component: external side of plasma membrane. Gene Ontology annotation, biological process: immune response. The transcript has 9 exons. The record is from RefSeq and is a predicted model, not a curated record. The coding region runs from base 261 to 1502 and encodes 413 amino acids. NCBI's taxonomy places the organism in Eukaryota, Metazoa, Chordata, Actinopteri, Pomacentridae.